Blepharisma stoltei is the source of this 1392-nucleotide messenger RNA. The record is from the annotation of a GenBank genome assembly. NCBI's taxonomy places the organism in Eukaryota, Ciliophora, Heterotrichea, Heterotrichida, Blepharismidae.
AUGAAGGCUUUAAUUUUAUUGUGUCUCCUCGGCCUUGCCCUUUCCCACACGGCAUCAGAAUGGGCCUCACGCACCAUUUACCAAGUUUUAACAGACCGCAUGGCCCGUCCAGACGGUGAUACAAGUGGUUGUCCUAACCUUUCCAACUACUGUGGAGGAGGUUGGGCUGGAAUUACCAAUAAUCUCGGCUACAUCCAAAACAUGGGCUUUGACGCCAUCUGGGUUUCCCCAGUCGUGACAAAUACUCCAAAUGGUUACCACGGGUACUGGGCUCAGAACUUCUUUACUUUGAAUUCGAAUUUUGGCUCAGAGCAAGACUUCAUUAACUUAGUUUCUGCCUUGCACGCCAGAGGCAUGUGGAUUAUGCUAGAUGUGGUGGCAAACCACGCAGGGCCGACUGUUGAUACAAAUCUUGAUAACACUAAUGUGAUUUCUCCAUUCAACCAGUCGUCAUAUUACCACCCAUUUUGUAAUAUUGAUUGGAAUAAUCAGUACAGCAUUGAAAACUGUUGGCUUGCGAGUUUACCUGAUUUGAACCAGACCGUGCCAUAUGUAGGCAAUACUCUUUUAAGCUGGAUUAGCUGGAUUGUUACCACUUACAAUAUUGAUGGUCUUAGAAUUGAUACAUGUAUGGAAGUUCCAACAUGGUUCUGGUCACAGUUCGCAAAAGCAUCUGGAGUUUAUACAGUUUGUGAAGUCGACAACCCAAGUAUCAGUACCAAUGCAGGAUACCAAGGAAUUGUGGACGGGACCUUGAACUAUCCUUUGUAUUACUUGAUAAGGGAUUUAUUCCAACAAGGGCAGUCAAUGUACAAUGCAAGAUCAUUCAUGCAACAGGCAUCAUCAGCCUUUUCCAAUUUGAAUUAUCUAGGAAACUUCGUAGAUAAUCAUGAUAAUCCUAGAUUUUUAUAUCAGUACAACAUGAUAAAUAGAUUCCAAAAUGCAAUUGCAUGGAGUAUGACCUGGCCUGGAAUUGGAAUUUUAUACUACGGCGAUGAACAAGCCUAUGCAGGCGGUAACGACCCUUACAACAGAGAAAUUCUUUGGCCAAACCUCGGAAACACUGGUUCUCAAAUGUAUACAUUUGUGACCAAAGUUGUCCAAUAUAGAAAAGCCAACCAAGUCUGGAACUACCCAUGGGUUGAAAGAUACGCAGACGACAAUUUCUACUGCUACACCAGAGGAUUAGCGAUGAUGGCUUUCAGUAACACCAAUAACAACCUUCAGUACAACGUCACUUAUCAUCCUUACCAAGUUGGUCAAGUUCUUUGCAAUAUUUUCUAUUCAACAGACUGUGUAACUGUUCUGUCAACUGGUGUGCCUGUUUACUUAAAUGGAGGAGAGACCAAGCUUUAUCAGCUGCAGUCUAAAGAAACUCCUAGUGAGAUAUAA